Colletotrichum chrysophilum is the source of this 1632-nucleotide messenger RNA. RefSeq lists its product as uncharacterized. Gene Ontology annotation, molecular function: iron ion binding; oxidoreductase activity, acting on paired donors, with incorporation or reduction of molecular oxygen; monooxygenase activity. The transcript has 3 exons. NCBI's taxonomy places the organism in Eukaryota, Fungi, Ascomycota, Sordariomycetes, Glomerellales, Glomerellaceae. The record is from RefSeq and is a predicted model, not a curated record. Bases 1 to 1632 code for a protein of 543 amino acids.
AUGGCCAUCGCAGCCCCCGCCGUGAUUGGAGAGCUGGCGGGGAACGGGACGGCCAAGGCAGGUAGCUUCCUCGCGUUCCUCGCGGAGGACGUGCAGAGGUCGCCGGUGCUGUACUCGACAUUCGCCGCGGUCCUGGCGAUUCUGGUGCUGGUGAGCAGGUUGUCGUCGCCUGCGGUGGAGGAGCGGGAGCCGCCGCUGAUGAAGCCCACGAUCCCUGUGAUUGGGCACUUGAUUGGGAUGAUUAAGCACGAGAGUCAUUAUUUCAAGUUUCUUGAACCUAGGGGCUUCCGGAUCGCGACGCUGCCUAUCCUGGGCGGAAAGGUGUACGGCGUGUGGUGCCCCAUGCUGGGACAGGCUGUGCAUCGCAACAAGGACCUCUCAUUCGCGCCGUUUGCUCUCGAGUUCGCGCAGCGGGAGCUGGGGUUCGAUAACGAUACGCUCAAGAUUCUGCGGGAUUCGACGCUGAUGCCGGAGUUCUUUGACGGGAUCCACGCGGGGAUGACGCCGACGAACGUGCGACGCAUGAAUGCGAAUGCGUUGAGAUACGUGGCCAAGGUGCUGGAAGAUAUUCCGGCUGGGGAGGCGUUUGAGACCACCAACUUUUUCUUGUGGGUUAGGAACUUGAUGACCCUGGCGACGGCUGAGGCGCUGUAUGGGCCUGCGAACCCGCUCGCGAAGGACGCCAGCUUGAUGGAAGAGGUUUGGGCCUUUGAUGCCGGCUUGGGCCUGCUCAUGCUGGGCGUCUUCCCAUCCAUCAUUGCGAAGAGAUGUUACCAGGCCCGCGCCAAACUUCAGGCGGUGCUGAGCGAUUACUACGGAGCAAGAGAGGAUGACCACGAGGAGGCGGCGCAAAUUGUGAAGAACCGAGCAAACGUGCUUCGAAAACACGGCAUCCCUGACAGGGAAGUUGGCACGUUCGAGAUUGCUCUCCUCCACGUGGGCACGUCCAACACGAUUCCGACUCUGUUUUGGUUUGUUGCGCAUGUCUUUACCAACGCCGAGCUGGUGGCCAAGCUCCGAGAAGAAGUGGCAGCGAUUGCCACGCACGGAUCGAACGGCGAGGUGACCAUCGAUAUCGGGGCGAUUGACGAAAAGUGCCCGUUGCUUGUGAGCUGCUACCGCGAGUCCAUCCGGUUGUCGAACAAGGGCAUGGGGCAUCGCCGUGUGAUGAAGGACACGACCAUCUCCGACGGCAGGGGCAACACGUACCUCUUGAAGGAAGGCUGCAAUAUUCAGCUGUCCCACGAGGUCUCGCAUAGCUUGGAGAGGGUCUGGGGAACAGACUACGACAAAUUCGUGGCGGACAGGUUCGUAGACAAGAAGGCUGAGGGAGACAUCAUGAUGGAGAAGGUCAAGAAGGCUGCAUUCAUCCCCUUUGGUGGCGGAAGGCACCUGUGCCCUGGACGCAACUUUGCGUUUGCUGAAAACCUGGGGUUCGUGGCUUCGCUGGUGUUGGGCUUUGAUGUGACGACGCUGGACGAGAACAAGAAGGCAACGACUGCGGCCCCAAAAAUGGACCGGUGUCCGAUGACGGCUGCGGCAGCCAGGCCGAUCAAGAACGGCGAGGGAUUCGGUGCCCGUGUCGCCAGACGGGAGGGGUGGGAAAGUGUCAAAUGGCAAUACACCAGCUGA